Molecule: messenger RNA, 1117 nt
Organism: Dermacentor andersoni
Lineage: Eukaryota; Metazoa; Arthropoda; Arachnida; Ixodida; Ixodidae
Source: RefSeq, a predicted model, not a curated record
CAACGGUAAAUGCGGUCGCCUCUGGUCGCCUCCCAAGGUAGAGAGAGCUGGAGAGGGCUGUAAACAGGUGUCUUAACAGGCGCCACUUCAAUUUACAAUGACAAGCAUAGAUGAAUUUAACUUUGAACUCGUAAAGCAGUACUUAAUAGACAAGGGAGGCAAAGUUACGAACCCAGAACUCGUAAAACACUUCAGACAUUACUUGAACGAUCCGGUUCACAAAGACAGCAUCCGCCAGAAGUUCAAGGACUUCGUCAACAGGUUAGCGUGCGUGAAAGAAGAAAACGGGACAAAAUACUUGAUCCUUCGCAAUGAAUACUUCGAAGAACUCCACAACACCAGGCGUGACCUUUCGCUUCCAUCGUACUCUGCAGUGGAAGAGCCUGACAAUUGUGUUGGAUUCAUGUGCCAAGACCACUGUGCUGAGUACUUUUCACCUCCACUAGGCCAGACUCCACAGCAACCACACCAAACUCCACAGCAACCACAGUGGAGGCAUUACUCUCCAGACUGUCCAAUCGCAGCAAAUGAGUGCCCACCUCUUUCUCCAGUGGGCGUCAGCCGCAUCCACUCAAGCCCGUGUCUCCUUGUGGAGGAUAACUGCUAUGAAGAUGUCCCACCUCCGCUACCUCAGAAAAAACACUCUUUCGGCGGGAGUCCUAAAAGGCCUGACAUGCCCCUGCCACCUCCUAGGGGUAGGAAAAACCAUGGUCGCCGAGGGUCACAAGUAGAGGAACGCGUCCGGCAGUUUAGUGUUGAAAAAGAGCUUGAGGGAAACGUCACUGUCAAAAAAGAGAACAUCCAGGACGUCGCCGUGAGCCCCGGAACGGUAAAAGAAAAGACGCAGAUCAUCAAUCGCAUGGCCGAAAGCAGCGGCGCGCCUGCCAAACCAGCGCUACCGUCCGGAUCCGUGGGCAACGCGACCAUCAAACGCCGGGACGGGCCCGGAGCACGCACUGCGGCCGAUGAUGACACUACAUCGGUGAACACGUUGGACCCUCGCCGACGGGAGUGGCUGCUUAGGGCUUCACAGACUGACUACCACUCACUCGUUCGGCUCCUUCGUGAAGACCCUGAUCUGUACCGUUUUGAGGACUUUACGUCGGAACGCCGCUGA